UGGCAUCGACACCCACUUGGUCACUCCUUUCAUGUGUUGCGUCGUGUAUCUUUUUCUCGCACUUUAAUUGAUAAUGGAAUGUACGUUUUCCUUGUGCCGGUAUGUCCUUCCACUUGCGUUUUUUCAAUUUCACCCUUCGUUCCGUCUUAUGUACUACCGGAGCGCAUGCAAACACGUAUCUGGUGCAUCGGGUACCACAUUGUAUGGCCUCCGAAUGGUAGCACACCAUCACAGGCCAAGAAGAGAGUAUACCAAUACCGAGGAAUCGCGGCACACCUAACGAUCUACUGACCAUCCCCUGAUAUGCGUCGUGGACCUCUUCUAACUGUGCGUAGCCCCUGAUGUCAACCUGUCGUGCCCUUCUCUGCAUACACCACAAAAG
This is a messenger RNA of Pisolithus orientalis, 382 nucleotides long. RefSeq lists its product as uncharacterized. The coding region runs from base 79 to 291 and encodes 70 amino acids. The record is from RefSeq and is a predicted model, not a curated record. The transcript is spliced from 2 exons. Lineage: Eukaryota; Fungi; Basidiomycota; Agaricomycetes; Boletales; Pisolithaceae.